GUGAGAUAUAAACUAAACUAAAAAUAUCUAAAGUAGAAAGAGGAAAUUUUCAAAAAUUAAAUAAAACUUAGAGUUAUGAAGAAUAUCGCCAUGCCCAAAUCUAUUGCGCUGCAUUUGUUGUUGUGUGUGCUCCUGCUCUGCGCCAAGUGGUCAAUGUUUGCCACUGCUAGCUGCAACACUUGCUCUGUUGAUAAUAAUCUGGCCUGUGUCUCAGAGACGCAAUUCAAAGUGUGCGUCAAUGGCUCACCAACUGGAUCCGCGGCCAGCUGUCCCACAGGCUACGUUUGUUCCACACAGAACGCCAGCAUUUGUGAGCCCAGUGGCGGCGAUGGUGUGGUAGGUGAUUGUACGGCCUGCAACACCUGUGAUUCUACCAAAACCUUCGCCUGCACUGGAAUACGCACGUACGCCUUGUGUCUUGGCACAACCACAGUUAGCGAUUUGGGUGGAACCUGCGCGCCAUACCACGUCUGCAGCAUCGAUUAUGAAUACAUCUGUGGCAAUGCGACUUUGGGGAUUGAAGCUACUUGCCCCAGUAUUGACGACACAGUCACAACUACUGUUGCAACUUCGACGGCUGUGUCAGACCCUGCGGAAUAUUGUGCAACGGUUCAACAAAAUGGACGUUUCCCAGUUGGCAAUGAUCUUACCACCACCUGCAAACAGUACGUUUACUGCUUCGUGAACAGUGGCGUAUGGAGUGGAGCUCUUUAUUACUGUCCUGGCGCCACUUAUUUCAACAGUUCAUCCCGCUAUUGCACUGCAAAUGUGCCAGCACGUUGCCUUGGCACAACCCAGGUGCUGUCACUGAGAAGCGCGGACUUGGAUCUUGGUUGGAAUUAGAACGCGAUAGAUGACUUCUAGUAUUGCAAAGCAUAAUUGUACAGAGUGCAUAUAAAUAAGGAAAUACAAAAACUUAAAAACUUUCA
This is a messenger RNA of Anastrepha obliqua, 929 nucleotides long. RefSeq lists its product as uncharacterized. Lineage: Eukaryota; Metazoa; Arthropoda; Insecta; Diptera; Tephritidae. The coding region runs from base 76 to 843 and encodes 255 amino acids. The transcript is spliced from 4 exons. Gene Ontology annotation, molecular function: chitin binding. The record is from RefSeq and is a predicted model, not a curated record. Gene Ontology annotation, cellular component: extracellular region.